Botrytis byssoidea is the source of this 1728-nucleotide messenger RNA. RefSeq lists its product as uncharacterized. The record is from RefSeq and is a predicted model, not a curated record. NCBI's taxonomy places the organism in Eukaryota, Fungi, Ascomycota, Leotiomycetes, Helotiales, Sclerotiniaceae. Gene Ontology annotation, molecular function: amino acid transmembrane transporter activity. The transcript is spliced from 3 exons. The coding region runs from base 1 to 1728 and encodes 575 amino acids. Gene Ontology annotation, biological process: amino acid transmembrane transport. Gene Ontology annotation, cellular component: vacuolar membrane.
AUGGCUCAACCAUCCGAAUCUCCUCGUCUCUCAGUCCCUCACUUCGACCAGACAGAUACAUCUCAACAGACCUUUUUCACCACACCGGAGAGCUCAGACUCUAUCCAAAAUGUCUCCAACCCCCGAGACUCAUCUCUCGAUCCCAACUCUACUCCCCAAAAUCCAACCACAUCCACAGAAAACAUCCCCCUCUAUCUUGCCCCUCCCAUUCGAUUUUCCUUCCCCCGACAAUCCUCUCGCUUCUCCGAAGAUCUCUCCUCCUCCUCCACCACCCACCACACCUUAAACCAGCAAUCCCGUACCACCUUCCAAACCCUCACUAACACACCCUCUCCCCCCACCAAUCAAAACUACUCCUCAUCCCCAGAACCCAAAAACGAAACCACCACCCGCACCACCAAUUCCGCUCCCCAACCCAUCCACUUCCGCUCCAUGACCUGGCUCCACUGCGCCUUCAUCAUGAUCGCCGAAACCAUCUCCCUCGGCAUCCUCGCGCUCCCCUCGGUCCUCGCAACCGUUGGGCUCAUCCCCGGUCUCCUCCUCAUCAUCAGUAUGGGCCUCCUAGCCUGGUAUUCCGGCUUCCUCAUCCAUCGUUUCCGCACCGCCUAUCCAUCCAUCAUCUCCUGGGCCGAUGCAUGUUCGAUUCUUCUCGCUCCGCUCGGAAUGCCCAAUGUCGGGAGAGAAAUUGCGGGAGCGGCGCAAAUCCUGUUUUUGCUGUUUCUCAUGGCGAGUCAUAUCCUCACGUGGAUUAUUUGUUUGGAUACGUUGACUGGGGGGAAGGUGUGUAAUAUUGUGUGGGGAGUGGUGGGGAUGGGUGUUUUUUGGAUACUGGAUUUGCCGAGGACGUGUAGGGGGAUGAGUUGGUCGAGCAUUGUUUCAUUCGCAAGUAUCGGUACUGCUGUCACCAUCACCAUGAUAUCCGUCGGCGUGCAAGCACCGGCCGAGAAAACAUACUCCCUAUGGCCUAAAAAAGAUCUUUCUGUUCGCGAAGCCUUUCUAAGUGUAACGAACAUUGUAUUCGCUUAUGCCGGCCACAUCGCCUUCUUCACCUUCAUCUCCGAACUACGCACUCCCUCUGACUUCCCCAAAUCUCUCGCGACCCUGCAAAUCAUCGAAAUCGCACUCUACCUCCUCUCCUCGAUGCUCAUCUACAUCUACACCGGCUCCUCCAUUUCCUCUCCCGCGCUCCUCUCGGCCGGCCCCCUGCUCUCCAAAAUCGCUUUCGGGAUCGCCAUUCCCACGAUUGUGAUCGCGGGGGUCAUUUUCGGUCACGUAGCAUCGAAAUACAUCUUCCUACGUAUAUUUACCGGGACGGCGCAUGCGGAGACGCGGACGAAACGGGGGUUGAUGGCAUGGUUAGGAAUUACGGGGGGAGUAUGGGUGUUGGCUUGGAUUAUUGGGGAGAGUGUGCCGGGGUUUAAUGAGUUGUUGGGUUUGGUGAGUAGUUUGUUUGCGAGCUGGUUUACGUAUGGGUUGCCGGGGGUCAUGGGGUUGUGGUUACAGUGGGGGAAUGGCAAUGGGAAUGGGAGAGGUGGGAGAUGGGGGUGGUGGGGGGGUAUGCUGUUUAAUGCUUUGUUGGUGGCUGUGGGUGCGGUGCUUUGUGGAAUGGGGGUUUGGGCGAGUGGGGUGGGGAUUAGGGAGACGAGUCAAAAGGGGGGAGUUGGAGUUGUGGGUGAGGGUGAGGGUGAGUGUUUUUGCUGUGAAAAUAUGGAGAGGGGUUGUUGGUAG